UCCCAGACGGUCGCGCUGGGAACCUCUACAUGGCUCCCACGUUUGUUUUGUCAGGGUCGUAAUGUCCAUUUGUACCCACCGGGCAUAUUUUCUGUUCCCACACACUUGCAGGAUGUCCAGGAAGCCAGCAAAGACAACAAACACGAAAAAUAUAGAUGAGUAGCUGAGCAGGACAAGGUGUCCUGCCCUGCUCGUCCGAUCCUCCCGUGUGCCACGCCCCCUCAUCUACCCCAUGUGGAUUCCCCAUGUUCACCAGUUGUUUCCUGUUGCUGUCAUUAGUUCAAUGUAUUUAGUCUGCGUUUCAGUUUCUUUCCCCAGUCCGGUCAUUAACGUUACGUGUGUUCUAUAGUGUGUUACCCCGCGAAUUAAGUCCUUUGUCCGUAUCCACGGCUUCCUUCGCCUGCUUCCCUGUGCCCAUCGUGACACAAGGUAUGUACAUCUCUGUGUUCACAUGUGGUAAUUGAGCAAAAGAAAUGGCGAAACACACUAACAAACAUGCACACACCGAAUGACAUCACUUAUUUUGUUUCAAACACUUUCCCUCUAUUUCAAGUUAGAAACAGUGUUUGGGAAAGACUUAACGCUAUCCCUGCCUUCUCCUGUCUCCCUCUCCCUCCAAAUUCCCCUCCCUUUCCUCAGGUCUCUCAGUCACUCGCCCUGCCUGCCGUGUCUGACCUUCCCUCCCUCUCCCUGUCUCCACGCCUCCCCGCUCCCUGCCUGCCUCCCUCUCUGUCCCCCGUGGUCGGCUGAGCUCGGCAGCAUGUGUUGUGGGGCAGGCGUAUGUGUCUUCUGCAUCCUGCUCUGCCUGUCCGUCGGCUGGGCACAGGGUCAGGGCCACGGCACAGACACCAGCAACUUCACCAGGCCAGUGUUUCUCUGUGGUGGUCAUCUUGUUACAGAUUCUGGUUAUUUUGCUAGCGAAGGCUUCCCCAACUACUACAAACCCAACCGGAAAUGUACCUGGUAUAUUACGGUCCCAGAAGGCCAUGUGGUCAUGCUGUCCUUCCGCAUCUUCGACCUGGAGGCUGACCCACGCUGCCGCUAUGACUUUGUAGACGUCUACAAUGGGCACUCCCGCACGGCACAGAUGCUGGGCCGGUUCUGCGGAACCUUCCGUCCUGGCAGCCUUAUUUCCACCAGCAACACCAUGAUGGUGGAGAUGCAGUCAGAUUCCGAGACGGGGGGGCGUGGCUUCAUAGCCUACUUUCGUGGGGGCAAACCACACGUGGAUGAGCACCAGUUCUGCGGAGGUCGGCUGACGAAGCCACAGGGGACAGUCAAGACGCCCAACUGGCCGGAGGUGGAUUACCCAGCAGGCAUCAGUUGCUCCUGGCACAUCUCCGUGGAACCCAACAUGCUGAUUGAAGUAAAGUUUGACAAGUUCGACCUAGAGGCCGACAGCUACUGUCGCUAUGACUACGUGGCAUUCUUCAACGGCGGCGAAACGGACGACUCCCGUCGGAUUGGCAAGUUCUGCGGCACCGAGGUGCCCAAGACUAUAGUGACCAGUGGGAAUAACCUCCUGGUCCAGUUUGUGUCUGAUCUUAGUGUGACCUCUGAUGGCUUCAUGGCCAGUUACUCCAGCAUACCCCGUGGGUCCAGAACGCCUACUGUAGGAAACGAUAUCAUCCCAGGACCCAGAGUACCAUCAGUACCUCCUCGUGCUAAGCCCAGCAAGCCCAUCGUUCCAUCCCCAGAACUCAAACCCAAAUGGAGCCCUAAACCAGCCAUUAAACCCACUGCCGCACCAGGUCAUGCCAAGGUGGUACCAAAACCAAGACCAACACCUAAACCUGGACUCAAACCCCAGAUCAAGCCAGGCACCAAACCCACUCCUAAAACUCAAACUAAGCCCAUCCACAGACCUGGAACCAAGCCUACUCUAAAACCUGGAACCAAACUCAUUCCCAAACCUGGAACUAAACUCAUUCAGAAGCCUAGCACCAAACCUGCACCCAAGCCUGGGAUUAAACCAGUUCCUAAACCAGGAAUAAAACCCAUUCCCAAGGCUGGAACUAAACCUAUUCCCAAGCCUGACACUAAACCCAUUCUGAAACCUGCAGCAAAAUCCAAGUCCAAGGUAGAUACUGAAAUGAACAAGCUGCGCCAAAACAGUACCAAAACAGUGGUGAAGAAACCUGGACCAAACCAGAAGCCUGUGAAAGCAACCUCACCGUGCCCCCAGCUGUGUAAAACGAACACUACUCUCGAGGCUGGGUUCUGCACUAGUCAAUUUGUGAUCACAGGAAAGGUAGCGGCUGUGGCUGCGAGCGCCAAGGGUGGCCUGUCAGUGACCGUGUCCGACAUCCGGGCCUACAAGCCUGGGAGGCUGGUCAUCGGCCAGGGGGUCCAAACCGCGUCCGUCAAACUGACCUCCGUCUGCCAGAAGUGCCCCAGUCUGCGCAAAGGGUUAAACUACGUCAUGAUGGGCCAGGUGGACGAGGAGGGACGUGGUGUUCUGGUCCCCAGCAGUUUUGUUCUCCCUUACAAGGCAGACCACCAGAAGCUCCUGACCAAUCUCGUGAGCCGGACUUGCUGACCAGAUGGACCAGGUGACCAAUCACAGGGCAUGAAUCCAGUCAACCAGGUGAUUGCAGUACUGCAAGCCCGGGCAAUUAAGGCUGCAAUAACCAAAUAGGAAAUGAAACUGACAUUAAGGAAACAGACAGUUCAUGAAGUCCAACAUAUUCAAGGAGGCAUUAGGCCAAAAUUAAAAACAAAAAGGAGGCCGAACUGCCUCACAGACAGCAUUGUUCAGUGAGCUUUUACAAGGCCUUUGCACAAGUGGCCUUUACGGUUUCAUUUUUCGCCAUAUAUCUUCAUAGAUAUCAUGCUUUUUAUAACUUAUAAUUGUCUUAUGUAUUCCUUUGUUGAUUCAUAAAAUAUACCUUUCGGCCAUGGUG
Messenger RNA from Paramormyrops kingsleyae, 2903 nucleotides. NCBI's taxonomy places the organism in Eukaryota, Metazoa, Chordata, Actinopteri, Osteoglossiformes, Mormyridae. The record is from RefSeq and is a predicted model, not a curated record.